UCUCGCAUUGAUUUUGUAAACCACAACUCCAGGACAACUUCAAGGCUUUCAAAACCAUAAUGACAUAAUGGAUGUUUUGGCCAAGGCUUGUGACAGUAUAGGUCUAUGUCUGCAAUGCCUUUCUUUUCUCUGGAAAUAUUCAGUGUAAUGCUACGAGGCAUUCUGAGCUCCAGGAAUAGACUGGCUGGUUGUUCCGCUGUUGACUGUGAUUGGUAAAGGCUGGAAGACAGAGAUAACACUCUGCUAGGAUGGCAUCACAGCAGGGGGAAGAGCCUCCUCCAAACAGAGGUCAAUCAGAUAGCCGUCUGAAGAGCAAGAAGCCGCCCAGCCUUGUAAUAGCCAUCCCUCCACCUGAGGAGAUGAUGCCCUACGACCCUGCAAAACAGCCAUUGCGUUCGUCUCUGAAAAAAAGCGUGAGUGGUCAUGCCACCGGUUCUGUGUCAGAGAGCGUGAGUGGAACCGGAGAUGGACGCUUCUCAGCCGGAGAGAGGAGGGCAACAUUUGGCAGACAAACGUCACUCUCACAAAGCAUCCGCAGAAAUACAGCCCAGUGGUUUGGAGUCGGGGAGAACUGUGAGACCAAGCAGCAGGUAUGGCACAGGAAAAGCCUGCGCCACUGCAGCCAGCGCUAUGGCAAGCUGAAGGCCCAAUAUAGAGAGCCUGAGACGGCCACCAGCAUCGACCAGGGCCUGGACUCACCAGCCACACACAAGAUGCCCAAGAUUGUAGAUCCCCUGGCACGGGGGCGUGCUUUCCGUUGCCCAGAUGAGAUGGACAGUCGCUCCCCCAGGACACCCCACAUCACUCAGGGCGGUCCGGUUACCCCGGGUGUCACCUCACUUAGCUCCUUCACCAGCCAGCGCUCCGGGUACAGCCGCUUUCCCAGGCGUAAGAGGGAGUCUGUUGCCCGCAUGAGCAUCCGAGCUGCAUCCAACCUAAUGAGGGGUCGUAGCGGCUUGGCAGGCUCUCAGACAGGUCGCAGUUUCCCCAAGAGGAGCUUUGCCAGGCCCAGCUGGAUGGAUGAUGAAACUGUGGACUCCGCAGACACGUCCGAGUCGCUCUUCUUUAGCAAGGUUGAUGUCCAUGAUGAGUUGUACUCUAUGGCUGAUGAUGUAUUUGAAUCGCCUCCCAUGUCUGCAUCCUUUACUCCCGGCGAGCAGCCUGAUCAGAAGUUCCCAAGCCUUAAGGACAUAUCUCGAACACCCAGGACACCAGUAGUAGUGCACGAUAAGAGCCAUCCUCGUCGAGGUCGUCGCAUUGCCUCUCAAGUUAAGCACUUUGCAUUUGACAAACAUAAGCGUGAGUACGGCAUGGGCGUUGUGGGGAAGUGGCUGAACCGGCACUACCGACGCAGUCUCAGCAGCAACGUCCAGAAGCAGCUCAAAGACUUCCACAGCCACAGGCCCUACUUUACCUACUGGAUCACAUUUGUCCAUAUAGUAAUCACUUUGCUGGCCUGUUGUACAUAUGGUUUUGCCCCUGUGGGGUUCGCACAACAUUCUACAUCUGAACUGGUGCUGAAGAACAAAGGCAUUUAUGAGAGUGUCAAGUAUAUCCAACAGGAGAACUUCUGGAUUGGCCCCAGCUCUGAGGACCUGAUCCACCUGGGGGCCAAGUUCUCACCGUGCAUCCGUCAGGACAGACAGAUAGUCCGUCUGAUUCAGAAUGCCAAAGAUCUGGAGAGACAGUCUGGCUGCUGUGUUCAGAAUGACAACUCUGGAUGUGUGCAGACCCUCAGCUCCGACUGCUCCGAGACGCUGGCCACCUUUAUUAAAUGGGACAAUGAGCCUGUAGACAUCAACAGGUUCUCUGGUUCUGUCUGUCACCAGGAUCCCAGAGUGUGUGAAGAGCCUGCCUCUGCAGAGCCUCAUACGUGGCCAGAUGACAUCACCCAGUGGCAGGUGUGUACAUAUCCCAAGAAGUGGAAUCACACUGGCUACAGACACAUGGACUGUAACAUCAAGGGACGGCCUUGCUGUAUAGGUACUAAGGGCAGAUGUGAGAUCACUACCAGAGAGUAUUGCUCUUUCAUGCAUGGUUACUUCCAUGAGGAGGCCACACUCUGCUCUCAGGUCGACUGUCUGGAUGAUGUUUGCGGCUUGCUGCCCUUCCUCAACCCUGAUGUUCCAGAUCAGGUCUACCGUCUCUGGCUCUCUCUCUUCCUCCAUGCUGGGUUGUUACACUGCGUGGUGUCUGUGGUGUUCCAAAUGACAAUACUGAGAGACUUGGAGAAACUGGCAGGAUGGGUCCGCAUCUCCAUCAUUUAUGUCUUCAGUGGUAUCACUGGAAAUCUCGCUUCUGCCCUGUUCCUGCCCUACAGAGCUGAGGUGGGUCCAGCAGGGUCUCAGUUUGGACUCCUUGCUUGCCUGUUUGUUGAGCUGUUUCAAGGUUGGCAGAUGCUGGAGAAGCCAUGGAAGGCCUUUCUCAAACUGUUGGGCAUCGUCCUCUUCCUCUUCCUGUGUGGCCUCCUGCCGUGGAUUGACAACAUCGCCCACAUCUUUGGUUUCCUCAGCGGCCUGCUGCUCUCCUUUGCCUUCCUGCCCUACGUCACCUUCGGGACUUUUGACAAGUACCGGAAACGUAUCCUCAUUGCUGUCUCGCUGUUGGCCUACAUUGGGCUGUUCUCUUCCCUCAUCGUUUGGUUUUACAUUUACCCGAUUCACUGGCACUGGCUGGAGCAUCUCACCUGCCUGCCCUUCACAAGCAAGUUCUGUGAAAAGUACGACAUAGACCACAACAUUAAUGAUGUGGUGCACUAGUCUCUAGGCUACUAAUGACGUCUAAGAUGACCACAUCAUCUGUGUUACUGAUCCACUAUCUUCUAGCAAAUGACCAGGUCAGGCCUUUUUAAGAAUGUGGCAAUAACAUUUUUAAUUAUUCACGUAUCAGAGCACCUGAUCAAAGUAACGGACCUGGAUCAGUCUCUUCUCCUCAGCCUGCUGAUUUGCUUACUUCCGUAAAACUUAACUCAACCUUUUUAAUCCUCAGUCAAGUCUGGCACUACCUAGCAGGUUAAUUUGCUAAUGCCCUAGCAGAUCCUCAGAAUCAGACGACAGGAAAAGAUACUCAGGACGUCAAAACUACGUACAGCUGGGUGGACCUAAAGGAAAAGAUCUACAGAGCGAGAGACUGCCUGGUUCCUUCAGUUCAAUCUAAAGAAGCCAAAUGACAAAAGAAGACAAAGGCAUCUCUGGCCUACUGUCACUUUUCCCUUUAACUUUAUGGAGGACAAAUAACUGAGAUGAAAAGGAAGAAUGAUGCCAUAGUAGAUCAUCAGUUAUCUUGAGACACAUCAGAUGCCUACGACUAAUUCUUGUUUUCAGUAACACUGCGUUUAACACUACAAAAGCUGUCAUUCAGUUCUGCUGCUUCUCAUUGUCUCGUGAAAUGCUUCUUCUUUUUUUUGUGUUAAAUCUUUGCUUUUUUGUAUGUAUGCACUUGGCAUGUCAAUAUUCUUUGGCACAGUGAAAUGUUAUGCUAAAGGUAACAAUGUGUUCCAAGUAUUAACUGUGCAGCUGGAAUAGUUAAAGUCAAAUAUCAGUGGUCAAUUAAGGCAAGAUUUCUAUCUAAAACCACUAGUUGCCUUAAACAGACUAUGCCAUUUUACAGAGAUGCCUCAUCUUACUUUUGCAUACUGCUUGUGAUCAACUUACUGAAUGGUGAUGAACAGAUUUCUGACCUUAAUCUACCAAAGAAGCCUGACAUGCUGCUUAUAUAUGCAUGUUAAUUUUCACAAUCACAUCGUUUUCUGUAUGUCACUGUCACAAACACAAGUUCUCAGCCAAGGUCUACUUAUAAUGUCUCGUAUUUGCUCAUAUUUGUCCAAUAACACAGUGGUGCCUAAAUCAUUUUGUAGAUGUACUUAAAUAGGCAUUUUUGUUAGAUCAGAGCAAGUUUUGUACUGUAUUUUUUGACUCUGUGAAAGCUGUCAGAGGAUCACGUUGUGAAGAGAUGUAAUUUAUGUUUCACCUUAGCCUUAAUAUGUUAUAUGUGUACAUGUGAAAUAUACCAUUCAAGGCUUUGUUUUUACCAUUUACACCAUUAACUCUCCUUGACAAAAAAUCAAUGAAGAAAUAUGGAUUUUAAACUGCUUCAAACAGUACUGUUGCAUAGGAAUUUCUUCAAACAGACACAUUCAGACUUAACCUGGACAAAGUCUUGUUCUCCAAGUAUACAUUUGUUUUCACACGUAUCUUUUUGUCUUCAACCCUUGCAGACAACUGCUUGGAUUGUAGUCCAUGACCAACAGUAGACUGUUGCUGUUGACUUUGUGUUAGGUGUAACAAUAUGAUUUGAGAAGUCAUAACACCUGAAGUUAUUCAUUUCUCUCACGGGUUCCCGUCUCGUGCUUGUUGGUGAUUCUGGCAUGUGUUGACCCCAGCUGUUAGGAAAGCCACCGUAAUGUGGAGGAUUAUGUGAGUUACUAAGUGAGUUAUAAGAUUAUCUGAGUUUGUUGGUGUGGCUGACUCACUGAUCAUCUGGUGUAGUUGAGAACAGGAGUUGUUAAAAACAUCCAGGUUCUGAUAUUUUUAUCAGUUUUAACACCACCGUAUUUGGAUUCUCAAAGCCAUCUGUUUUUAGACAGGGCUCUGCUUCAGUAAGUGUAAGUAAAGUCUGAACAGUGACAUCCAUCUCUGUGUAGACUGUGCCUUUUGACAUGUAAGCAUGUGCGUGUUUGAUCUGAACCACAACAACACACAUCUUCAAUCAUGACUGUAGGCAGCAGUUAUGCUGCUUUGUUUGUAUUGGGACCAAAUAAAUUCACCCUUUUCUAUUUAUUGGAAUAAAAAGGGAAAGUUUCAAAUGGGUUUCAGAGCAUGCUCAAGGUACUGUUCUGUUUUUCUUCAGUUUUAUAUGUGAAAAUCUAUGUGUGUUAAAGAUAUUGUCAAAAUAAAUGCCACUGAGCUCA
Molecule: messenger RNA, 4909 nt
Organism: Dicentrarchus labrax (European seabass)
Lineage: Eukaryota; Metazoa; Chordata; Actinopteri; Moronidae
Product: inactive rhomboid protein 2
Exons: 18
Coding region: 249-2759 (836 amino acids)
Biological process (GO): regulation of epidermal growth factor receptor signaling pathway; regulation of protein secretion
Cellular component (GO): endoplasmic reticulum membrane
Molecular function (GO): serine-type endopeptidase activity
Source: RefSeq, a predicted model, not a curated record